CUCUACUUAAAACAAAAAACUUUCCUUUUUCUCCGAGCUUGUCUUCAACUCUGUGUUUCUGUUCGUCGCUCUCGUAUCUUUGCCCUUUGCAGAUAACAGUGUUAAAAACAUGGCAGCCAUUUCCUUCUGGGUUCUUAUAAGCGUUGCUCUUGUUUUCGCCUUCGUCUCGCGCAAUGUUGAAGCUCAGUCUGCUGCACCAGCACCUUCUCCUACAAGCGACGGAACUUCAAUUGACCAAGGGAUUGCUUACAUUCUGAUGCUUGUGGCACUGGUACUCACAUACCUCAUCCACCCUCUAGACGCAUCCUCCUACACCUUCUUUUAAAUUACAUUAUUACAAUCAUUCAUUUAGUUCACAAAUUGCUAUGUUGAUAUAUCUAUCAAGUUCCAUUUUUUCCCAUU
This is a messenger RNA of Hibiscus syriacus, 402 nucleotides long. RefSeq names its product arabinogalactan protein 20-like. Lineage: Eukaryota; Viridiplantae; Streptophyta; Magnoliopsida; Malvales; Malvaceae. The transcript has 2 exons. The record is from RefSeq and is a predicted model, not a curated record. The coding region runs from base 110 to 325 and encodes 71 amino acids.